UGCUGCUAACAAUGCAAGACGAACCCACCGCCGCCGCCGUGGGCUCUCUCGCUCGGCCCUAUCCGUCUCCCAUGGCCCACUCAGAGAUACACACAGACCCACCCCCGCCCUCCUUGUCCGACCCCCACCUUCCGUCUCACCACACCCGCCCGUACGAUGGAGAACACAACUAUAACGCUCACGGCGACGAGGAUAAAAAGUUUACGACCGCUGCAAUGUCUGCCAGGACUCAGGAGGCUUGGAAGAACUUGACUCUGUCUGAAAUUAGUGGGUCGCUUGGCGACAUGGGCACACUGCUCCCACUGCUGGUGGCAUUAACCAAGACGGGCCAGAUCUCCCUUCCGGCUUCGUUGAUCUUUGGUGGACUGUACAAUAUCAUCACUGGGUUCGUAUUUGGGAUUCCCAUGUGCGUCCAACCCAUGAAAUCCAUCUCCGCAAUAGCCCUCGCCACACAAAUGCCCCAAUCCCAAAUCGUCGCCGCAGGCUUCAGCGUCUCCGCCAUCAUCCUCAUCCUAGGCCUCACACGCACAAUCACCCUCCUCAACACCCUGAUCCCCCUCUCCAUCGUCCGCGGCAUCCAGCUCGGCACGGGUCUAACCCUCAUCACCAACGGCGUCAACACAAUCCUCAAAUCAAACGCGUGGGAAUUCGCAAACUGGGCUUGGCUUGAUAACUUCUUCCUUGCGAUCCUCGCGUUCGGAGCCUGUGUGUGGAACUGGAACGCGAGACGGAACCCGAGCGCCGUGCUGCUGUUCCUGGUCGGUAUAGCCAUCGCAGCCGUCAAACUCCACGCCAUCGACAAAACAACACCACCCCCCUCCUUCGGGUUCCCGGACCUGACGCCCCACGUCCCCACCGCCACCGAUUUCAAAACAGGUUUCCUAACCGCCGGCCUCGGCCAGCUACCCCUCACCCUCCUCAACUCCGUCAUCGCCGUCUCCAAACUGGCCGACGACCUCUUCCCCACCCUCCGCAAGAGUCGCAACCAACCCGUCGCACCCAUCACACACGUAGCAACCUGCGUCGGCCUCAUGAACAUCCUCGGCACAUGGUUCGGGUCAAUCCCCUUUUGCCACGGGUCUGGCGGGCUAGCCGCGCAACACCGGUUUGGCGCCCGAACGGCGUCCUCCAUCUAUUUCCUGGGCGUCCUGAAGAUUGUGGCGGGCGGCUUGUUUGGCGCCUCGUUAAGCGGGUUGUUUGCAAGGGUGCCGAACAGCGUGCUCGGGGUCAUGUUGGUCGGGGCCGGGGCGGGCUUGGUGGGCGUCACGAGGGAUAUGGGCGGGGUGGAGCCCUACAUGGUGAGUGAGAUGCGCGAUCAGGGCAACCCGCCGUCAUCAGCAACGCAAACUGAGCAUGCACACGCCCGUGAGAACGCCCACACAACAAUGAUCCUCACCGGCUGCGCGACCUCCUUCUUCAAGAACGACGGCGUCGGGUUCUUGGUCGGCGUUGCUGUCGCGUGCCUGUUCUGGGCCCGCGCGUGCCUGGAUCACAGCGAGGCCCACGGUGGGAAGGCAAACGCUCUUCGCCGGGGCCUGAGAGAACGAUGGACGGAGGUGAGGGUGGGCUGGACGGGAGAAUGGGGGAGCGAGCGGAAGGAAGCGGCGCGUGGGUCGGCGCGGACGGUGUGAGCUCAGCUCAGCCUGGCGCUAGCGAGAUGGCAACACGAACCGGCACGCAGGAUCGUGCACCCGACCGCCUUGCUGAGGUUCAGCAGGACAGAGAACGGACGGAGGGCGUUUAGAGAUACCGGCGUACAUAUUAGACUCGGUAUUUUAGACCACGCCCCGCACCGCUCUGGCGUCGGGGCAUUGCACAUGGAGAAUCGCUACUGUACGGUGGUCAUCAACUAUUCCUUCACCUACAGUUUCGUUGUUCGUCUGUCUGUGGUUUGAAUCCGAGCGAGCAUCCCCCUCUUCAGAUUACUUGUUCACACACCCAAAAAUAUACCCCACCCCCCUCCCUUUGCC
Fimicolochytrium jonesii is the source of this 1970-nucleotide messenger RNA. RefSeq lists its product as uncharacterized. Gene Ontology annotation, biological process: molybdate ion transport. Bases 12 to 1631 code for a protein of 539 amino acids. Gene Ontology annotation, molecular function: molybdate ion transmembrane transporter activity. The transcript is spliced from 4 exons. Lineage: Eukaryota; Fungi; Chytridiomycota; Chytridiomycetes; Spizellomycetales; Powellomycetaceae. The record is from RefSeq and is a predicted model, not a curated record.